Messenger RNA from Triticum dicoccoides, 4070 nucleotides. RefSeq lists its product as uncharacterized. The transcript is spliced from 2 exons. NCBI's taxonomy places the organism in Eukaryota, Viridiplantae, Streptophyta, Magnoliopsida, Poales, Poaceae. The record is from RefSeq and is a predicted model, not a curated record. Bases 1734 to 2978 code for a protein of 414 amino acids.
CAUCUCAUCUCUCUCCCUCUCCCCUUUUUCUCCACCACCGGCCGCCGCCACAGCCAGGCCGACGUGGUGGUGCGCCUCUGCCAUCCAUCCAUCCACGAGAACACCACCUCCAGCACCACAUCACCCAUCUCCAUCCACCAGCGCCACCGCGCCAUCACCAGCAUCCACCAGCACCGAUCCAUCAACGCCGCCACCAGCACCGCCUCGCCACCCAUCUCCCUGCUGCUCCUCCACCUUUCUUCUCCUCCUAACCCUACUGCUGCUCUUCUUCUUCUUCUUCUUCUUCCCCUUGCUGCUGUUGCCUUUCUUCUUCCUCAUCUCCACCAUACUGCUGCUCCUACAGCCCUUCUUCUCCCACGACGUACUCUGAACCCCAUACUGCUACUACUUUCCACCCGCUGCUGCUUCCUCUCUCCCCAUCUCUGAUGUUCCCUUUCCCUUCCUGCCGCUCCUCCUCCUCUUCCUCUGCUUCUUUGCUUCUUUUCUGAACUAUAAUCCCGCUGCUGUUCUCUCUCUCUCUCUCUCUCUCUCUCUCUCUCUCUCUCUCUCUCUCUCUCUCUCUCUCUCUCUCUCUCUCUCUCUCUCUUAUCUCAAACUGCUGUAAACUUUAGAAGUGUAAUGUUCAGAAUUUUGUAAUGUUCAGGGUUGUGUAAUGUUCAGACUUGACAAGUUCUAGAAACUCGUUAUUUGUUCAUUUUAGUACCUGUAUAAUAAAGUACUUGUUAUGUUGGACCUGACUAGUUGAGGCCUUGUUAAUUUGGGUGAUAAUUGAUCUAUUAGAAUGUGCUUCUGUGUAUUACUAUUCUGCUAGUAUAUGUGCAUGUUCACCUUGUGUACUAAUCCCCUUUCCUAGUUAUCUUCCAGUACUUGUCAACUUUGUGCGUGUUUGAUUUUCAGUCCAUAUGUUAGCUCAAGUACCUGUGCCAUAUAAAUAUAUGUGUGUGCUUGUGAUUUAAAUAAUCUAUUUUCUGUUCAGUAAUUCAUACGCUUGCUAGAUAUAUAUGGUCAUGUCUUUUGACUUCCCUUGUCACUGAUGUUAGCCUUUCAGUUUCUAUAAUAAUAUGAAAAUACCAAAAAGUCAGAGUAAAGAUAAUCUUCAUCUCCCUUUGCUUCUGUCAUUUUCUUUGUUGAUGAUCCUUGUCAGUGUUAGGUUUAUUUUCUGUUUUCAUCAUUCAAUUGGGUCACCUAGCUUUAGUCGAACGUAGUUGCCGUCGCCUAGUCCCUGUGGAGAACACGACAUCCGUAGAUUGGGGCGUAAAAACCCCGCUAUACUUUCAAUUGAUCAUUUUGGCACCGUUGCCGGGGACUAGCGUCGAGCGAUUGUGUUAGGCUAUAGACUAGGUUUUUCUUCUUUUUCUAGUUUUUGCCAUAUAUUUGUGAUAUAUCUCUAAUCACUAACCCCUGUUCUAGUUAGUAUCUUUUUUGUUUUCUUUUGCUUUUUGCAGGUUAGAACUAUCUUCUCGGUUAUGGUUUACUAUUCAGAUCAUCAGGCUUAUGCGAGCAACACUACAAACAACACAGAAAGUAUUCAAUAACUGAUAAGUAAGAUUUCCCAUCAAUUAGAUGAUUUAGCUCAGCAGCGAGGAGUAGUUUUUGAGGAUAGGCCUAGUUCUUAUUAUUCUUAUUCCGGAGGCAAUCCUUAUGUUGCUCCUACAUGCCAUAUUUGUGGAUUUCAGGGCCAUUUGCCCGCUGAAUGUCAGCGUGGUUACUCUCACACUCCAGAUUGUUUUGGCAUGAGCUUCGCUCAAGAGCAUAGCUCAUACCAAAACAAUUACUCACAUGGGUGGCCUGAAAACCCGAAUAUGUCAUAUAGGAGCAACAACCCUGAGAUCUCAUCGUUUGCUUCUAGUAAUCAUAUGCAGGGAUUUAGGUAUGAAGAGGAGAGCCACAACCAUGCACCACAACAAUUUUAUUCACCUCCUACUCAUAUACCUCAAUACCAGGAGAUGUGUCCAAUGGAGUUAAAUGGUCCUCCAUUUGGUCAACCAACAACUCCAGCACCUUUUGUGCAAUCUCAUGUGCAAGUGCCCGCACAAGAUGAGUUCGAUGACAUAGACAAGCUCACACUUUUGAGUCUCGAGUUCACUUGGAGUGCCGAGGAUGAUCCUAUUAGGAAGGUUAUACUAGAUGAAAUGAAGAAGAUCAAGAGUGGAAAAGAGCUAGUGGAAGAAGUAAGGAAGAUUGAGAAGAACAUCAACGCUGGCAGCACUAUUUCUUCACAGCUAGAGCUGAGUGUUGCCGAGAUUUCCCUUGAUACAUGUGAGGUUCCAACACCGUCACAUCCAGUUGAGCAAGAUAGCAAGAGUCCAGAGGAAGAAAGACCUCAGAUUGAAGAAGAUGAACUAGAAGACAAGGAACAAGAUGAUCAAGAGCUGCAAUUCCCAAGUGAUCAAGUUGAAGACUCAUCAUCUACUACUCCUGAAGAAGUACAAGAAGCUGCUGUAGAUGAAGAUGAAGAACAUGAGAUUCAUUUGCCUAUUGUCAUACCAGAGCGUGAUGUGUCAGGUUUACCCAAUCCUCUUGAUGACAUGAUGCCUUGUGAUUUCUUUGCUACUACCUUGCAUUACAUGAUACCAUCACUUAAGAUUGAUUUGAAAACUCAUUUGCUUGGAUAUGAUGAUAUAUACCCUGUUAGUGGCAUUACUCUCAUUUGUGAUGAUCAUAGUUACUUUCCUCGUGCUAGUCCUAUGCUUAAUGAAACAUAUCAUUCACAUGCUAGUCUUGAGCUUAAUGAUAAAUAUCAUCCUCAUGUUAGUGUUGACCUUGCUGAUUUCUACCAUCCUAAACAUGUGCUUUAUAGCUAUGCUUAUGUAAUUGGAUAUUCGAUUGAUGACUUGGAGGGUAUUAUCCCUACCACUUGCAUUGUCUCUUUGGUUGAGUGCUCUUUCAGGUUGUUGCUUGUGCACGAUCCACUACAUGCUGACCAAGUUCGAGAUGACAUUCCCUGGGACCCUGGUGGACCCAUGGCAUGGGGAUGAGGAGAAGCAAGGAGCACACAUGAAGAGAGAAGCUGGAGCAGGCAUGAGGAUAGGGAAGCAAAAGGAGAGGAGUCGCAAUGCACGAGGAUGUGAGAGUGAUCGAGCGAGACCUACAUCAUAUAAACCCGAAAUGUGUGCAAAGGCACUAUAAAUCUUCAAGAUCCGGACUAAGUGGCUAAGAGAACGAAGAAGAGGAGGAAGAAUGGACCUGACCGUGAAGAAAAGAAGCAAUCAGAGGGGCCAAGCUAUAGAUGGCAGGAUCAACUUGGGAAGAAAGAAGAGAAGUAGGAGGGCCAAACCGCAAAGUGGCAGAUCAGGGAGGGGAUCAAAAUCCCUAGGUGGCCUUCGAUCCCCUUGGGCCUGGCACAUCUCAUCUCUCUCCCUCUCCCCUUCUUCUCCACCACCGGCCUCCGCCACAGCCAGGCCGGCGUGGUGGUGCGCCUCUGCCAUCCAUCCAUCCACGAGCACACCACCUCCAGCACCACAUCACCCAUCUCCAUCCACCAGCGCCACCGCGCCAUCACCAGCAUCCACCAGCACCGAUCCAUCAACGCCGCCACCAGUGCCGCCUCGCCACCCAUCUCCCUGCUGCUCCUCCACCUUUCUUCUCCUCCUAACCCUACUGUUGCUCUUCUUCUUCUUCCCCUUGCUUCUGUUGCCUUCCUUCUUCCUCACCUCCACCAUACUGCUGCUCCUGCAGCCCUUCUUCUCCCAUGGCGUACUCUAAACCCCAUACUGCUACUACUUUCCACCCGCUGCUACUUCCUCUCUCCCCAUCUCUGCUGUUCCCUUUCCCUUCCUGCCGCUCCUCCUCCUCUUCCUCUGCUUCUUUGCUUCUUUUCUGAACUAUAAUCCCGCUGCUGUUCUCUCUCUCUCUCUUAUCUCAAACUGUUGUAAACUUUAGAAGUGUAAUGUUCAGAAUUUUGUAAUGUUCAGGGUUGUGUAAUGUUCAGACUUGACAAGUUCUAGCAACUCGUUAUUUGUUCAGUUUAGUACCUGUAUAAUAAAGUACUUGUUAUGUUGGACCUGACUAGUUGAGGCCUUGUUAAUUUGGGUGAUAAUUGAUCUAUUAGAAUGUGCUUCUGUGUAUUA